UUACUACGUCAUUUCCGGGCAGUGUGUGGCUAAGAAGACCGGAAGUAGUUGCGAGUUUGAAGGAAUUCUGAAUUGUGUGAAGUUUGUCGGUGUCUGAGGGCGGUAACAGCGGUAACAGCGGUAACAGCGGUAACGAUGGGGAAGCGGCAGCACCAGAAGGAUAAGAUGUACAUCACCUGUGCAGAGUACACACACUUCUAUGGAGGAAAGAAACCAGAUAUUCCAAAGUCAAACUUCAGACGGUUACCAUUUGAUCACUGCAGCUUGUCCUUACAGCCCUUUGAAUAUCCUGUUUGCACUCCUGAUGGUAUAGUGUUUGAUCUACUGAAUAUGGUUCCAGUAGGUAAGUCAUCAGGCACCAACCCUGCAGGGACAAAACUUGAGGCCAAAUCUCUUAUUAAGCUGAACUUUGCCAAGAAUCAGGAUGGGAAGUAUCAUUGUCCUGUACUAUUCUCUGUAUUCACCAACAACUCCCACAUUGUGGCUAUUAGCACGACUGGAAAUGUCUUCUCAAACGAGGCUGUUGAACAAUUAAACAUUAAACCAAAGAGCUACAAAGACCUGCUAACUGAUGAACCGUUCACCCGCCAGGACAUUAUCACACUGCAGGAUCCCACUCAGCUGGACAAAUUCAAUGUCUCAAAUUUCUUUCAUGUGAAGAACAACUUGAAAGUCACAGAUCCUGAUGAGGAGAAAGCUCGCCUGGACCCAGCAUACCACCUGAAAAACACCAACAUGGAGACAAGGGAGACAUUGAGCGAGCUGUACAAGGAGUUCAAAGGAGACGAAAUUCUGGCAGCGACUAUGAAAGGUCCAGAGAAAAAGGCGACUGAUAAACUAAAUGCAGCACAUUAUUCUACCGGAACUGUGAGCGCAUCUUUCACCUCAACAGCCAUGACUCCUGAGACCACCCAUGAGGCUGCCACCAUUGCAGAAGACACUGUGCGUUAUCAAUAUGUAAAAAAGAAGGGCUAUGUCCGUCUGCACACCAACAAAGGUGACCUUAACCUGGAGCUUUAUUGUGACAAGACACCAAAGACCUGUGAGAAUUUUGUCAAACUCUGCAAAAAGAAUUAUUAUGAUGGUACCAUCUUCCACCGGUCUAUUCGGAACUUUGUGAUACAAGGAGGAGACCCUACAGGCACAGGAACAGGGGGAGAGUCCUUCUGGGGGAAGCCCUUUAAAGAUGAGAUUAAACCAAACUUAACCCACACAGGCCGUGGUGUUCUUAGCAUGGCAAAUACUGGACCAAACACAAACAAGUCACAAUUCUUCAUCACCUUCCGCUCGUGUACAUAUCUAGACAAAAAGCACACUGUGUUUGGACGAGUAGUUGGCGGAUUCGACACUCUGACUGCCAUGGAGAAUGUGGACAGUGAUACCAAAACAGACAGGCCAAAGGAGGAAAUCCAGAUAGUGAGUAGUACAGUGUUUGUGGACCCUUAUGAAGAGGCUGAUGCCCAGGUGGCUUUGGAGAGGGAGAAGGCUCAGAAAGCAGAAGAAGAACAACGAAUGAAGGAAAAAGCUGUGCUGCCUAAAAAGGAUCAAAUGCAAGAGCCCAAAAUGUACCGUUCAGGCAUUGGAAAGUAUAUCAACAAAACCGUGGCAAAGCGGUCUGCCGAUGACAACGAUAGUGGUGCUUCUACAAGCAAAAAAGAGAGGGUCACUCGUGGUUUUGGAGAUUUCAGCUCUUGGUAGAGAAUUAAGGUCUCUCUCUGUGGACUAAAGAUUACACUUUUUACAUGCCGGGGAUCCUUAUUCCAGUAUCAUAAUUUCUGUCUCUUGUGUGGGACACUUAUUGGGGAUUAUUUUAGACUUGUUAGGUUAGUGGUGUGAAAAGAAAGGACCAGGGACAAAAGAACAUUUCUUCCACUCCAAAGAAAUGUUGAAUCUGUACGACUAUUCACACAUCCAACGUCUGGUUAUAACUAAACUACUAUGUAAAGUUAGUUAGAAUGCUGAAUUAUAAAGUUAAACAAUGGACGGGAUAGGAUGAGCCCACCAUAAUUCUCGCACAUGUGAGGAAUCUGUAUAGCGAUGGUUGGUCCAUCUGUCUAUUGUGUGUAUUUUUUCUAGUCUCAGAGUAAUUUAAAAUAUAGCCAUUAACAUCCUGGCCUUAUCAGAGUAUAGCACGUUGCUGAAAAUCGCCUGUGGAAUAUAGGAGCAAGGCUUCCAUAAGUUUUGGGAAUGUGAUGCUGUCAUAAUAUUGUCUUAGUGUCACAUUGUCCAUCUCCUCUGGGUCUCCUGAGAGUUAAUGAGCAGAUUCUGCGUUUUACUAUAUUUUUAUUUCUGCACACCAUUUUGAAGACUACAUUGCUGAAAGAUACUUUUCUUCCUAUAAGAAAUACACUUACUGAAUCACGCGGUCAACAUUUUCAGAUUGUAAAACAUGCUUGUUACUGUCUGUAGGUAACGCUCUGUAACUGUGUCCAGGUGACCGCCCCUAGAACAUUUUCUUACUAUACAUUUGUUUCUGAGUUCCACAUUUGGAAUGGCUUCUGUUCAUGUAAUCUUGGCUGAAGGAACUCUCUGACACACCCCAGUGAUGUUACAAGCCAGUUUACCCUCUCAUCUGGGCAAAUUUAAAGGCCGGCAGUGAUGCCCUCAAUGGUCACUGUCUGAGGCUUCUUACCUAGCCUAUUUGGGACCAUUACACAGCAGAUGUUAGACAUUUCUCCUGAUUAGUGUGGGGUAGUUAACAAUACACAUAAUGUUGGCAGAUCAUCUACUAAGGGUGAGUAAAACCAAUUUUUUCCUAUUUGCUCUAAAAAAAUUAAAAAAAAGCUACUAGAAAAUGUAAAACAUACCUGGUGUAAUCAGUAAGUACUGCUAAUAUGCAUUAAUAUAUCUGCAUGUGUAAUGUCUAAUUUGCCAUCGGUGAGUAGUGAUGCCAUCAGUUUGUAUCUCAGGGUAGGCGACCCGCAGCCUUGUGCCCUGUUGUUGCCACAUAUGAGUAGUUUAGUAUGUUUCACAGGGUUUGGGUAUAAAAAUGCCAGCAGUCACAUGACCGACUGCGGCAUCACGACAGUGAGAAUCCCGACAUCCGUUUUUAACCCUCCCCUAACUCUCCGUGGGUGUCGACUAACACCCCCCAACCUUCCCCCAGUGCCCAUUAUUACAAGUUACCAUAGUGGAGAGCUGUAUCAACUUAAAAGUAUUACAAAACUAGAGUUAUACUUCGGAAAGGAGGGUACAUAGUGUGUGUGUGUGUGUGUGUGUGUGUGUGUGUGUAUAUAGAGAUAUAUAUAUUAUAGAAUCAAUAAAGAUGAAACAAGCGC
Pseudophryne corroboree (corroboree frog) is the source of this 3278-nucleotide messenger RNA. RefSeq names its product peptidylprolyl isomerase like 2 (gene PPIL2). Lineage: Eukaryota; Metazoa; Chordata; Amphibia; Anura; Myobatrachidae. The coding region runs from base 136 to 1698 and encodes 520 amino acids. The transcript has 21 exons. Gene Ontology annotation, molecular function: peptidyl-prolyl cis-trans isomerase activity; ubiquitin protein ligase activity. The record is from RefSeq and is a predicted model, not a curated record. Gene Ontology annotation, cellular component: catalytic step 2 spliceosome. Gene Ontology annotation, biological process: protein folding; protein polyubiquitination; protein peptidyl-prolyl isomerization.